AUGAAUACAAGUAUGGAAGCAGAGACAUCCCCACACACUAACAAUAACAUGGUGGCAGAUCCAGUGUUAGAGAUUGUAUCACUUCAAGAACAGAUACAAUACAAGAUACAAUUGUUGCUCCAUGUAAAUAGCAUAUUAUUAGCCAGGUUAUAUUCAUUGCAAAAUAAACAACAACAACAAUCAAAUGGUUCGAUUUCUGAUACAGUAGAACAACCCGCAUUUCUAGCUGAACUAAAUAGUCAAUAUUUGAAAAGAGUCCAUGCAAAUUUACAAUGCAUCAGCUUUUUACAUCAGGGGAAGUAUGGCAGUAGACCAAACAUCAUAACUCCACCAGAUGUAGGAUUGGGUAACAAUAAUGGGAAACAGCAGGAUGCCUUGAAUAAAUUAUAUUUACUAAUGAGUAGAAUGUUUGAGUUAUGGCCCUAA
This is a messenger RNA of Saccharomycodes ludwigii, 426 nucleotides long. It is a transcript of the gene SNF11, whose product is annotated as Snf11p. The record is from RefSeq and is a predicted model, not a curated record. Lineage: Eukaryota; Fungi; Ascomycota; Saccharomycetes; Saccharomycodales; Saccharomycodaceae. The transcript has a single exon. The coding region runs from base 1 to 426 and encodes 141 amino acids.